Messenger RNA from Thunnus maccoyii (southern bluefin tuna), 4569 nucleotides. RefSeq names its product phosphatidylserine synthase 2 (gene ptdss2). The transcript has 13 exons. Gene Ontology annotation, biological process: phosphatidylserine biosynthetic process. NCBI's taxonomy places the organism in Eukaryota, Metazoa, Chordata, Actinopteri, Scombriformes, Scombridae. The record is from RefSeq and is a predicted model, not a curated record. Gene Ontology annotation, molecular function: L-serine-phosphatidylethanolamine phosphatidyltransferase activity. The coding region runs from base 374 to 1879 and encodes 501 amino acids.
GACGCCAUCCAUGCCCAUGUGAACACUGUAGACUAUGGUUUGGAGCGGUCUGUGUGAUUGUUUCCACAGUAGAGACAGUCUCCAGGCGGUGUGUGGCACAGUUUACCGCCAAUUUGGUUUCCUUUCUACUUACAAAACGGAUUUCAAUCGUUUGUACUGAUGUAGCCUCAGUAGCUCGUUAACUCACCCGGACUGGUAAUCCCAUAAAUUCAGUUGUAUCGUGUAAUAAGUAACGUUCAUGUCCUCCGACCACCCCAGGAUGUUGACAGCCACUUGGGUGGGGCUGACGCGGAUGACAGUACAGGGGAACACAGCCCGAGGUUAAACCAAACCGCAUAUUUUAUCUCACCCUGGACGGUUGGUCGGUGAAGACAUGACCAAGCAGGAGUCGAAGAAAAGCGGCGUGGCCGCGGUCAACGCAGCCGGCAAGUGUGCCAGCGCCGCAUGCGCCGCCGAGCAGGUCAACAACGGCCCAGUGGAGCCGCGCUGUCCGGAUCAGAGCGCACCGAUCAAAGCCAAGGUGAUGAAGCAGACAUCCAGGGAGAGCCUGCACCGGCGAAACACCGAGUCCGAAGUCUACGACGACGGGACCAACACCUUUUUCUGGCGAGCCCAUACUGUGACAGUGCUCUUCAUUCUGACCUGUGCUCUGGUCUACGUCACACUGUUGGAAGAAACCCCACAGGACACGGCCUACAAUACUAAGAGGGGGAUUGUGGCCAGUAUCCUGGUGUUCCUCUGUUUUGGAGUGACACAAGCCAAAGAUGGACCCUUCACAAGACCACAUCCAGCUUACUGGCGGUUCUGGCUUUGUGUCACAGUCGUCUACGAGCUGUUCCUCAUCUUCAUCCUGUUCCAAACGGUGCAUGAUGGGCGGCAGUUCAUGAAGUACAUCGACCCCAAGCUCGGGGUGCCCCUCCCCGAGCGCGACUAUGGAGGAAACUGCCUCAUGUACGACCCAGGCAACACCACCGACCCCUUUCAUAACAUCUGGGACAAGAUGGAUGGCUUUGUUCCAGCUCACUUCCUGGGAUGGUAUAUCAAGACGCUGAUGAUUCGGGAUUGGUGGAUGUGUAUGAUAAUCAGUGUCAUGUUUGAGUUCCUGGAAUACAGCCUGGAGCACCAGUUACCUAACUUCUCAGAGUGCUGGUGGGACCACUGGAUCAUGGAUGUGUUGGUGUGUAACGGUCUGGGGAUCUACUGUGGCAUGAAGACGUUGGCCUGGUUGUCAAUGAAGCCCUACCAGUGGCAGGGCCUGUGGAACAUUCCCACAUACAAGGGGAAGAUAAAGCGUAUAGCCUUUCAGUUCACACCGUACAGCUGGGUGAAGUUCGAGUGGAAGCCUGCUUCCAACCUUCGUCGCUGGCUUGCCGUGUUAGGCAUCAUCUUCAUGUUCCUCCUGGCGGAGCUGAACACCUUCUACCUGAAGUUUGUGCUGUGGAUGCCCCCUGAACACUACCUGGUGCUGCUCCGCCUGGUGUUUUUUGUCAAUGUCGGAGGCGUAGCCAUGAGGGAGAUCUACGAUUUCAUGGACGACCCGAAAUUCCAUAAGAAGCUCGGCCAGCAGGCGUGGCUGGUGGCGGCGAUCACGGUGACAGAGUUCCUCAUAGUGGUCAAGUAUGACCCCAACACCAUCAUGCUGCCCAUUCCCUUCUUCAUCAUGCAGUGCUGGCUUUUAGGAAUCCUCCUCAUCUUCACCUGGACCCUGUGGCGGUUCUUCAUCCGUGACAUCACACUACGCUACAAAGAGACCCGUCGACGCAAACAGGAAGUUCCCUCGGACUGGGACCGCCCUGUGGGCAACGGUAGCACAGCCACCCCAUCCGGACGGAGCAAACUGAACGGCAGCUCGGAGACGCUGCGGCAGAGGAAGUCCUGAGGAGGAGCACGGCGGCUGAAAGGGGAAAAGGACGAGGUUUAACGGGGAAAAGAAUGAAGGAGUAUCGUGAUUCAAAGACACGUGUAGAGGCAAAAAGAUUACAGAUGGACACAUCUACAAUGUGUGCAGUUUAGACUGUUCUUGUGCCUACAUGAACCAAGUAGUUAUUAUACAGAGGCGAGGGGCGGAAGGGGCCAUUUUCAUUGGUUGCAUUGUCUAGUUAUUGUCAUACUACAGGGAUUUACCUCAUUUUAUUUUUAAGAACAUUUUGGGAAUUAUACACAGGAGAAGAUACAUUUUGUGUUAUUUAUAUUUUGCUUUGGAUGUUGGGUGAUGAGGGGAAAAUGAUGAAUUUAAGAGUAAUAGAGGGAGGGAUGGUAGGUGACCAGGGAAGCAGAUAAGACUCUUGACCAAUAAUCGACAGCAGUUUCCAUUUUCUCAGCUGCACUACUUCUUAGAAAACAAGUGUCAGGAACAUGCCCUCCACUGUAAAUAUGCUUUAUUCUUUGUUGUGCAGUCACAUCAGUCCAGAUGAGAAAAUGGAGAGUGCUUGAAGCAGUGGCAAGAGUUUCUGUAGGUGUGAUGUGAUUCCGUUUAUUGUCCCCUGCUAUGCAAUCUUCAGAAUCAACCUGGGACUUUGGUUGGGCUGCUUGGGUAGUAAUAACACAUUUCUGUUCAGGUAAAAGAACAGUCCUUAGGCUUCAAGUUAAGACAGUUUAGAGUGCUCUCUAGUUAGGUUUGGUCCCAGGUUCAUGAUACGUAGUUUACAAGUGGGAGACAAUAUCAGCUCUUCAUUCACAGUUUAGGGUUUUCAUUCCAGGAAGCACUGAGCCUCGAGGUCCUUGUCACUGCUGGGGAUCCUCGCUCAGUCGGACACUAAGAGGAAAACUGGCCAAAGCCGGUCUCUCCUCUCUAGCUUUGUUCUUGAAAAGAACGACAAGUUUGUAAAGAAGAAAAAAAAAUCAAGAUGUACCAUAUUCUAGGUAUUUAACUGCUGAUAGUAUACUACAUAUAUGGGAUAUAGUUUUGGUGUCUUUUUGUAGAUGUUUUGUUAUCACUAUCAUCAUUUCUUUAGGGUAAAUUGAUAAUGAACACUAGAUUGUACUCAAGUUCCUUUUUGUGAAAUGAGGAACUGAGAAAUCUGCAGCACUCUAAUGAACACAUCCACGACAAUCACACUGAUAGAAAGCUGCGCUCCCUUCUAAAGGAGACAUGUUGGCUGACGUUUAACGAACGGCACAAAUCUGGGUGUUCCAACAGGACUGUAACUACAGCUGGGCUCGUUCAGCUCAUUCAGUCACAUCGGAAUGUGAAUUUAAUAAUAACUAAUCCCUUUUAUGCCAAAUGGUUUGUUUUUUUUAAACUUGAAUUUUAUUAAACUGUCAUGUUCCCUUGUUGCCUGAAUAAGCUGAACUAGUCCUAUUUUGAGAGGUGCUAUAGGUUCAGUUGUGGUUUGGUUUGGGAAGGGAACCGAACUUUCCAGCUCUGUGGGGGUUGCCAUAUUGCACAUGCAAUCAGCCAAAGCUUAGAUCUCAUUCUUGCUAAAGCCAUAAAUGCCGCCCAAACAGCUGUUAAACCUCAUUUAGAUUCUUUUUCAUUUCAACUAAAGCAAGCAGAGUUCCAAAGCUAAUGGGGUCAGCGUACUUAAUAUUACAAGAGGAAAAAAGGACACCAGGAAGUUAGAUUUUUUUAAACCAAAUUUAGGUAAUGAAGGUAUGUCCAAAAUUAGAGACUCCAACUCUUUGAAUUCAGAUAUAAAAUUGAAUGUUUUACAGUUUAAAUACAUGAAUGGUUUGUUGUUUUGAUUUGUGAGAUAUAAAGUUGUUAAAUGUUCUAAACUUCUCAUAAUGAUACAAAUUAUUGGCUUUACAUUGAAAAAAAAAAUCCGCAUUCAUUCCUUGUUUUGAUGACAUUGUUCUUCAUCGUCCAGAUGAAUAACCAAAAAAAAAAAAAAAAAAAAAAUCCCGCCAAAAAGCUUCAGUCUGUGUCCUGUUCAGGUCUUGUGGCUGUCAGAGAUCAGUUGUACAUUUCUGUGUGUUAUUCAUUGUGUCCCAGUGGCUACAUAGUUGAUGACGAAGUAGACAUCUAUGAAUCUAGCUCCAAAAUUGUCCAGUUGUAAACUAGGCUGAUGUUUAAUGAUGCUAUAGUAAUUUUCUUGUGAAUGUAAUCCAGCAGAAUCUGCUGUUCAAAUCAGAGGGUCUCAUCAUUUAUCAUUUUUAUUUUACCACAGACACUAAAUCGACAGGUUUGUCAUCUCUGCAAGGCUCAUUCUCAUGCUUAUUCCGGCUGUUUGCAUAUUUCACCCUCUUUUUUGAAUACAGAGAUUUCUGUGCAAAUUUAAAACUGUAGAAACGAUGUGUAGCUGAUAUGUCCAAGUUUGUAAUCGCUUAUCCUGUGCUGUGAUAAUUCAGUUGCUUGAGAACUUAGUAGAAGUUCAGGAAGUUUGCUACAUUCCCUCCACCCCCCUCCCCUCUCCCCUCCUCCCACCGCCUUUAUUUAAUGAAAGCUUUUAAAGCGUGGGCUGGGGAUUCUCAGUGUAACAGUGUUCAUGCCUUGGAUUGGUCAAAGAUUUUAACCAAGCCAGGUCAUGAAUUUGCACAUCAGCUCUGAAAAUCAGUGAGAAAACGGUGAGACUGAAAUCACAAAUGAGCUGUGGAAGGAAAUUAAAAUUGGGCCAAAAAAAAAAAAAA